Nymphalis io (European peacock) is the source of this 3068-nucleotide messenger RNA. It is a transcript of the gene Apn3, whose product is annotated as membrane alanyl aminopeptidase-like. Gene Ontology annotation, molecular function: peptide binding; metalloaminopeptidase activity; zinc ion binding. NCBI's taxonomy places the organism in Eukaryota, Metazoa, Arthropoda, Insecta, Lepidoptera, Nymphalidae. Gene Ontology annotation, cellular component: cytoplasm. Bases 75 to 3068 code for a protein of 997 amino acids. Gene Ontology annotation, biological process: proteolysis; peptide catabolic process. The transcript is spliced from 15 exons. The record is from RefSeq and is a predicted model, not a curated record.
UUGAAAAUUCAGAAAAUAAAAUAAUCCAGUUGCCGGUCAAUCGGCUCGUGUCUUCGUCGCCUCCACAACCAAAGAUGGCGACUUUAGGAUUAUUCGUUCUAGUGGCGGCAUGUUUUUGCGCGAAUGCUUUGCAUAAUCCGCCAGUAACAAGAAACACGAUUUUCUUAGACGAAAAAUUAGAAGGUCAAAUAUUCGAAAAUAUAGAUGACUACGACAAGAUCUCUAAAAAUGCUGUUCAAUUAAACUACCGACUACCAACGACUACUCGUCCAGUUCACUACAAUGUUCUUUGGGGUAUUGACAUAACUAGGUUUAUACUUAAUGGUACAGUUGAAAUUCAACUGGUGGCAAAUCAAGCUAAUGUGAACGAAAUUGUCAUUCACUCUCAUGAUCAGACGCUUAGCUCAAUUCAAUUGCGUCUAGGAACUACAGUCAUUCCUCAGACUCAUGUUGUUGAUGCUGAAUUGCACUUUUUGAGAGUAAGACUAACGAGUGGGACUUUGAAUUAUAAUGCUCAGACCCCCGUUGUUUACACACUUUUUAUAGAAUUCAAUUCUGAUUUACGAAAUGACAUGUAUGGGAUAUACAGGAGUUGGUUUAGGAAUACGCCUACCCAAACCCAAGUUAGCUGGAUGGCAUCUACACAAUUCCAAGCUACUUCAGCACGCUUUGCCUUCCCCUGUUAUGAUGAACCCAGUUUUAAGGCUACCUUUGACAUUGUCAUUAGGCGUCCAACUAAUUACAAGAGUUGGUCAUGUACGAGAAUUAGAGAAACACGCACUGUUGUAUCUAACUACGAAGACGAUUUCUACAAUACUACACCUGUAAUGUCAACUUAUCUACUAGCUCUCGUUGUUGCUCAAUACGAGUCAAUCGCAACACAAAACACCCCUUUGACAUACGAAUUGAUUGCGAGACAAUCAGCUAUCGCCGCAGGACAAGGAGACUAUGCCUUGGAGGUCGGCCAGCGUCUCACGACAAGCAUGAACACACACACUGGCAUAGAAUUCUUCAGCAUGCAUCCUAACCUUAAAAUGACUCAUGCAGCCAUUCCAGAUUUCUCAGCUGGAGCUAUGGAGAACUGGGGUCUGAUCACAUACAGGGAAGCCUAUUUGAUGUACGACCAAAAUAAUACGAACGACUACUUCAAACAGCUGAUUGCUUAUAUUUUGUCUCACGAAAUUGCCCACAUGUGGUUUGGCAACUUAGUUACCUGUGAAUUCUGGGAUAGCUUAUGGCUUAACGAAGGCUUUGCUCGAUACUAUCAAUACUUCCUGACUCACUGGGUCGAAGGUUAUAUGGGAUUAGAUACACGAUUUAUUAAUGAACAAAUGCAUACGGCGUUAUUGUUUGAUUCUUCAGAAUCAGCCCACCCAUUGACUAAUCCUAAUAUUGGUAGCCCGGCGUCAGUCCGUUCUAUGUUCUCUACUAUAUCUUAUAAUAAAGGUGCUGCAGUUAUUCGGAUGACGGAACAUCUCCUUGGUACUCCGGUACAUACUGAUGGACUUCGUAGAUACUUAAAUGAACGACGCUUCGGUAUUGCAAGACCUAUCGAUCUCUUCCGUGCACUCGAAACGGCCGGUGUUGCGGCUGGCGCUCUUUCACAAUACGGAAACUUCUCAUUAGUUGAAUAUUAUAGAAGUUGGACUGAGCAAAGCGGUCAUCCAAUCUUAAAUGUUCAAGUGAACCACCAGACUGGAGAUAUGAUUAUUACACAGCGUCGUUUCAGCAUCAAUACCGGGUAUGCUGCAACCAACUUAAACUACAUCAUUCCGAUCACUUUUGCGACCGCUUCUAACCCUAAUUUCGCUGACGUCAAGCCCAGUCACAUCCUUAGCAAUGCAGUAACUGUUAUAAACCGCGGCUCAACAGGAGAUCAAUGGGUCAUCUUCAAUAAACAACAGACCGGUUUCUAUAGAGUUAAUUAUGAUCCGUAUACUUGGGAUCUUAUCAUCGUAGCGUUACGUGGUACCAACAGGACAUUGAUUCAUGAAUACAAUAGGGCGCAGAUUGUUGAUGACGUUUUCCAAUUCGCCCGAGCUGGUCUUAUGUCAUACACCAGAGCUUUCAAUAUUCUCUCAUUCCUUGAAAAUGAGACCGAAUACGCGCCAUGGGUAGCUGCGCUGACCGGCUUCAAUUGGCUUAGGAACAGGCUCGCUGGUACUACUUAUCUAACUCGAUUGGAGGCUCAAAUAACUCGCUGGGCAACAAACGUGAUGACCCAAUUAGGUUAUACCCCUAUCGCGGGUGAGACCUUCAUGAGGUCAUACCUAAGGUACCAGCUGGCACCUUUGAUGUGUAACCUGAAUGUGGCAGCCUGUCGUACAGCCGCUAAUAAUCAAUUCCGUGCACUUGUCGUCAACACAACUCCAGUUCCUGUGAAUAGUCGUAAUUGGGUGUACUGCAAUGGUCUUCGAGGUGGCACCGUUGCUGACUUUGACUUCCUCUUGCAGCGCUAUAACACACAUAAUACUUACACUGAAAAAAUUCUAAUUCUUCAAACACUUGGAUGCACACCCCAUGCCGUAUCACUUAGGAGGUUCCUGAGUGAAAUCAUCACGGAAAAUUUCGUAAUCCGUCCACAAGAUUACAGUGUAGCAUUUAACAGUGCUCUUAAUGGCAACGAAGGAAAUACCGCUAUCGUCUUAGAGUUUAUUCAAAAUAAUCUACAAGCUGUCCUUAAUGCUUUUGGAUCUGCAUCUCCAAUAACAUCAGUUCUUUCGAGAUUGCGUACUGUUGCUGAAAUCAAUCAGUUCCAAACCUGGGCUACCCAAAAUCAAGUUGCAUUAGGAGAGUAUUAUCAAGGUAUUGUUGAAAGUACUAACUCCGCUCGCCAGAGUCUUCUUUGGGUUGGUACAGUCCAGGAUGAUUUAGACGACUAUUUCGUCAAUGGUGACAAUGUUGUUACACCUAGCACUGUCACGUCACCACCAGUGACUACACCCGUCACAUUGGCGCCACCGCAGUUGGUUGAACCUGAAUCGCCUAACCUACCCGAUUCAGCAAUAACAUCCGUUCUAUCGAUUACAGCACUUUUAUUGGCAUUUGUUGUUAAUGUUAUUGUAUAG